UUGAAGAGCAAGUCAGUCGCCAUCACAACAAAAAGCGCUAAUUCAUUGCGUUCUAGGAAACAGAAUAUUAGCAUUCUCGCCAUGUCUGACAAAGAAAAUAAAGAAAAACCUAAACUAGACCUCGGGUUGCUCGAAGAAGAUGACGAAUUCGAGGAGUUUCCUGCAGAAGAUUGGGCCGGAAAUAAGGAAGAUGAAGAAGAGCUAAGUGUGUGGGAGGACAACUGGGAUGAUGAUAAUGUUGAAGACGAUUUUAACCAGCAACUCCGUGCACAGCUGGAAAAACAUAAAUAACUCAAGUACAUUGCGGCAGAAGAUUGGCAUGACUAAUAAAUGUUUCUAUAAGUAACAAUAUGCUUUAUUGAAUUCUACGAUGUAUUUGUCUGAGAACACGAUGGUGCCAUG
Messenger RNA from Anopheles nili, 402 nucleotides. It is a transcript of the gene Sem1, whose product is annotated as 26S proteasome complex subunit SEM1. Gene Ontology annotation, biological process: proteasome assembly; double-strand break repair via homologous recombination; mRNA export from nucleus. NCBI's taxonomy places the organism in Eukaryota, Metazoa, Arthropoda, Insecta, Diptera, Culicidae. Gene Ontology annotation, cellular component: proteasome regulatory particle, lid subcomplex; proteasome complex. The record is from RefSeq and is a predicted model, not a curated record. Bases 82 to 291 code for a protein of 69 amino acids. The transcript is spliced from 2 exons.